Molecule: messenger RNA, 1203 nt
Organism: Lecanosticta acicola
Lineage: Eukaryota; Fungi; Ascomycota; Dothideomycetes; Mycosphaerellales; Mycosphaerellaceae
Source: the annotation of a GenBank genome assembly
AUGUCCGACUAUGGAGACAAUGACGAGAUGGACAUCGAUGUUCCGAAACCUUCCAAUGACAUUCAAUUCUCUUCAGCCAACACUGACGCCAAAGGGAAACGCAGCGCUGCCAAUCUCCCCGUCGAGCUCGAAGACAACCUCCCGUGGGUUGAAAAGUACCGUCCCAACACGCUCUCCGACGUGAGCGGCCAUCAAGACAUCCUCUCCACAAUCAACAAAUUCGUCGACUCCAAUCGUCUUCCACACUUGCUCCUCUAUGGCCCUCCCGGUACAGGCAAGACCUCCACCGUCCUAGCUCUGGCGCGGAGAAUCUACGGAAACAAGAACAUGAGACAGAUGGUCCUCGAACUCAACGCCUCCGACGACCGCGGAAUCGACGUCGUACGCGAACAGAUCAAAACUUUCAGCUCCACGAAGCAAAUCUUCGCAGGCUCUUUCGACAAAUCCGCCCAACAGGACAACAGUGUCGGGCAUUUCAAGCUGAUUAUUCUGGAUGAGGCGGAUGCGAUGACGAGUACGGCACAGAUGGCCCUGCGACGGAUCAUGGAAAAGUACACGGCGAAUACGAGAUUUUGCAUUAUUGCGAAUUAUACGCAUAAGCUCAGUCCCGCUCUUCUGUCGCGAUGCACGCGUUUCAGGUUUUCGCCGUUGAAAGAGAGGGAUAUACGACAAUUGGUGGAUAGGGUCAUUGCGGAGGAGGGCGUACAUAUUGCUCCGGAAGCAGUUGAUUCGCUCGUCACGCUUGCAAAGGGAGAUAUGCGACGUGCACUGAACGUGCUGCAGGCUUGUCAUGCUUCUUCGACACCCUUGCACGUUCCCGGGGAACCGGUGAAAGAAGGCAAAGAUGUGGAAAGGGAUCUGAUCACGCAGGAGACGAUAUAUGACUGCAUUGCGGCGCCGCAUCCGGGAGAUAUAAAGACUAUUGUUAAGACGUUGUUGAUGACGAAGAAUGUAGGCUCAUGUUUGAGUACGAUCACAACGCUGAAGAAGCACAAGGGUCUGGCGCUGGCGGACAUCCUGACUGCGUUGGGCGAGGAGUUGACGGAGGUUGAUGUGCCUGCGCAGACGCGAGUUGCGUGGCUAGAGGGCUUGGCGGAUAUUGAGUACCGUCUGAGUGGAGGCGGUAGUGAGAAUGUACAAACCGGUGGACUUGUGGGUGUGGUGAGGAACGGAGUGGGAAUGAUGGAGAAGGCGAAAGCAUAA